Messenger RNA from Ceratotherium simum simum (southern white rhinoceros), 2195 nucleotides. The record is from RefSeq and is a predicted model, not a curated record. NCBI's taxonomy places the organism in Eukaryota, Metazoa, Chordata, Mammalia, Perissodactyla, Rhinocerotidae.
UUGAUGACAGACGAGUAAUGCUUGCUCCUUGAAGAUUGAUGGUAUGAGGCAAGACUCCCGAUUACUACUUAAUCAAGAGGAAUUGAGAUUGACCUAUCCACUAAAUUCAGACACUGUCUUGAAGAGACUUUGGGAACAAGAAGUAUUCAUGCAGAUUUCACUAUCAGACUCACAGGAUGCCAGCCAUUGAUCUUUCCCCUUGUGGUCGUCUUUUUCAAGACUUUUUCUGUCUUCAUAAGGAGAAGUCAGAGGGGGAAAGGAUUGUCACUGGAUGUCUGACAGAUUAUUCUCAGGAUCCAGUGACCUUUGAGGACAUGGCUGUGGAAUUCAGCCAGGAGGAGUGGAUGCUGGAUCAGACUCAGAGAAACCUGUACAGAGAUGUGAUGCUGGAGAACUAUAAGAAUCUGGUUGCAGUAGAUUGGGAGACUUGUCUUAAUACCAAAUGGUCAGCACCUCAGCAGAAUAUUUUCCAGGGGGAAACAUCCCAUGUGGUGGAAAUGAGAAACCACAUUGGAGAGGAAUCAUUUAACUUUAACCAUUGUGAAGAAGCCUUGAGUGAACACUCAUACCUUCAGACUCACAGGAGAACUUACAUUAGAAAGAAAACUUGUGAGCUUAAGUGUGAAAAAGCCUUCACAAAGAACUCUGCCCUUAAUCUACAUAAGAAAAAUAGUGGAGAGAAACCUCCUAAAUGUAAUCAAUGUGAAACAGCCUUCAGGCAAAAUCCACAUCUUAUGGUUCACAAGAAAACUUAUAGUCAAGAGAAAUCCUAUAAAUGCACUGACUCUGGGAAAGGCUUACCUUCUUCCUCACAUCUUAGAGAAUGUAUAAGAAUUCAUGAUGGAGAUAGACCAUAUGCUCUUAAGGAAUGUGGGAAAGUUUAUUCUCCUUCUGUAAGCCUUUUUGUACAUAUGCAAACUCACAAUGGAGAAAAACCCUAUGAAUAUAAAGAAUGUAAGAAAACCUUCACUUGGUCUUCAUAUCUUACUCAAGAUUUAAGAACUCACAGUAGAAUGAUGCCUGUGGAAUAUAAGAAAUUUGAGAAAGCCUUUCCUUAAUCCCCACAUCUUGCUAAACAUAUAAGAUUUCAUACUAGAGAGAAACACUAUGUUUGUAAGAAGUGUGACAGAGAGUUUACUUGUGUCUCAAAACUUAAUAUUCAGAUGCGAGUUCACACUGGAGAAAAACUGUAUGAGUGUAAUAAAUGUGAGGAAGUGUUCACUGAUUCUUCAGGUCUUAUAAAACACAGAACUCACACUGGAGAAAAGCCUUAUGAAUGUAAGGAAUGUGGAAAAGCCUUUGCUAGUUCCUCACACCUUAAUGUAUAUAUGAGAACGCACACUGGCAAGAAGCCUUAUCAAUGUAAGGAAUGUGGAAUCUUUAGUAAUUCAUUUUGCUUUAAAAGUCAUGUGCAAACUCACCCUGGAGUAAAACCCUGUAAUUGUAAGCAGUGUGGGAAAGCCUGUAUUAGAUCCUCAUUUCUUAGUCAACAUGUAAGAAUUCACAGUGUAGAAAGACCUUCUGAAUGUAAGGAAUGUGGGAAAGCAUUUAGAUAUUCCUCACACCUUAGUCAACAUAAAAGAACACAUACUGGAGAGAAGCCAUAUAAAUGUAAAAAAUGUGGGAAAGUCUUCACCAUUUCCUCGGGCCUUACAGUACACAGAAGAACCCACACUGGUGAACCACCUUUUGAAUGUAAGGAAUGUAGGAAAGCCUUUACUCGAUCCACAUAUGUUAUUUGACAUUUAAGAACUCACAGUGGGGAGAAGCCAUAUAUAUGAGGAAUGUGGGAAAACCUUAGUAAUUCCUCAUGCCUUACUGAAUGUAUAAGAAUUCACACUUGAGAGAAGCUUAUACUUGUAAAGAAUGUGGGAAAGCCUUCAGUACUUUCUCACACUUACUGAACAUGUACUAAUUCAUACUGGAGGUAACCUUACUGUAAGGAAUGUGGGAAGCCUUUAGCUCUGCCUUAUACCUUAAUAUUCAGCGGUGAUUUCACAGGUGUGAAAAAUCUUAUGAAUGUAAAAAGUGUAGGAAUUUUUUUAGUUUUUAUCCUCCUCUAUGGGAAAGCAUGAAAGCACACAUUAUGAGAGAUCCCAUGAGUAAAAUGGAUAGAGGAAAGCCUUUGAUUGUUCUUUGUCAUUAGGAAACAUGAUUCACACUAGUGAGAAACUAUAAAUUAGAAAUGUAGGGAA